AUGGCAGAUAACACAUCAAAUCAUUCGAGCUCAAGUUCAAAUUAUGCCUCUGUAAGGGUACCCAAGCCAGAUUUGGCCUCGAUUGCAAGCACAUCAACAAAUAGAUCACCCGUCUCACCCACAGUUUAUGAACUGUUACCACCAUCCAACUUGAGUGACAUAGAUUCGAUUGAAGCAGGGCUCCCACAUCGUAGCGAUACCAUCAUAGCCCCACAAGCACAAGCCCAACUGCUGGAGCAAAAUACAACGCAGCAUAUGCUGCACCAUGAUCGUGGUUACGAUCCAAUGAGUAGAGACCAAUCUACAGGUUCGAGUUCUGUCUCUGCAUUAUCUUCACAAGAGUCGGUUGUACAAGGUCUUGACUUGACCAAAAGCCGGUCAAAGAGAGAAUUUAGUGCCCACCAUCCACACGAGGAUAGUAGCAGAAAUUUUAGCACCCAGUCUAGUGGUCUGGGCUUGUACUUGCCUUCACACCUUAAACGAGAAUCCAUCUUGAGCACUUUUAGUCAAUACUCGGCAAAGACAGAACACGAGGAAGCCACUCAUGUUGUAGUGAAAAGGUCAGACUCAACAAAGCUUAGAUACCUUAGAGGAACUAGCAAAGACGCAAAAGAGACAGAACAAGAGCAGAAAAAUGAACAAGAAAACGAACAAGAAAAUGAACAAGAAAAUGAACAAGAAAAUGAACAAGAAAAUGAAGGACACGCUUUUGGAGAAGGCACAUCAGCAGAACACGCUCAAGUUAGAAGAGAAGAAAAAAGGUCAAAUAGCCCCAUGCUUCAAGUUCCGAAACAAAUCAUUUCUCAAGACUAUUCUGGGGAAGAUUUUCUUGACUCUUCAAGGUCCCCAUCAGCAACCAGAGAACUAAAUGAUGACGAUCAUGACGACGAUGACGACGACGAUGACGACGACGAUGAUGAUGAUGAUGGAAAAAGUUCGAUAUUGAUGGGUAAAUUACCUACAGCAUCCACUAGACCAAGCAAACUCCACAUUGCAAAUCCAGACAAGAGUUUCCAAACCAACAUUGAAGGUUCCAUACCUGCGCGCUCGCCAAGACGGCCACAAUCGAUUAUUGGACCUUCUGGAACUGAUGAUAUUAGUCGUAGCAGCAUCAUCAUUGGACAAUCACUUACAGCCACCACUGGUUCAUCUCCACUGGGAAGAGGUAAUGAUAAAGCCAAUUCUAAGAGGAUGUCUACACAGCUUAAUGAUGAUUUAGACAAGUUGAUGAAUGAUGCAUCCUCGAUGUCUUCGUAUAAUCCAGAGAGAUUCGUACCUCCUCCACCAGCAGCUGACCUUGAAGUUACUGAAGUUGACGUUGAUAGCUCUGACCAGAAUGCCACGGCAACAACCAUGGACAAAAGUACUGGUGAUAUGCGUGGCGACAUUAGUGGCGACAUUAGUGGUGCUGGUGUAUACACUGGAGGUGAUGCUGCCAAUGAAGUGAUUGAACAAUCGAUUCAAUAUCCCACUUCUGUACCUGGUUCGAAACCAUCACCAUCGUCUCCACAAAGUUUUGAUCACUCCAGUUUAUUGAAAAAUGCAAAAAGUCGUCACAGUACUGGUCCUGAUAUUAGUAAUGAGGGGUCAAGUUUACCACCAAGACCAUCGGAAGAUAAACUACGUCGUGCCAGACAAAUUUCUGCCAACUUGCAAAAGAGACAUCUGCAAGAAAAAGAUAUUAGCCUUGGUACAUUACCUAAUGUCAGUAAGCUUCAAAACGAGCAUGGGGAUAUCAUAGCUACGGAAGCUGAUUUAAAUGAUGAAAAUUAUAUCGAUAUUGAAGAGCCUAUUACACAUCCUUCGCGAGGAAAAUCCGUAAAGAAUUCCAUACGAAGACCCCAAAAGGAAAGUCACCAUAAUCAUCAUCAUCAACAUCAUCAUAAUAGUAGUAAUAGUAAAAAAGAUUCAACCAUGUUAAGAAAGAAGAGCAAGAGGAAGUCGAAGCAAGGAACUGGUACAAGUGGCAUUAGUGGUGGUGGAUCUGGGUCAGAACUAAAGCCAUUUAGCUAUAAUACUUUGAUCUCAUUACUUGAAAGUAUGAACGGAACAAUUAUCGGUGAAGAGUUUAGCUCUUUGAAUAUACCAAUCCGAGAAAAACAAUUAAUUGAGAAAAUUAUUGACAGUUUGAGCAGAUUGAGCUCAGACAUGAUUUUGGAUCAGGAGAGGUACGAUACAGGGUUGAAGAGGAUGGAGCAAGCAUUGCGUGUUUUAGAAGGCUUUAAUUAG
This is a messenger RNA of Lodderomyces elongisporus, 2229 nucleotides long. RefSeq lists its product as uncharacterized. Bases 1 to 2229 code for a protein of 742 amino acids. The record is from RefSeq and is a predicted model, not a curated record. The transcript has a single exon. NCBI's taxonomy places the organism in Eukaryota, Fungi, Ascomycota, Pichiomycetes, Serinales, Debaryomycetaceae.